CACAAGCACAGCACAGAACGCUGACUCGCACGUCCGGCUGGCGGGCCCUUUUCCCUCAGCCUCGUGCAGGCCUGGCCACCUCCCCACCACUGGCCGCCUGGGCCACACCCACCUCCCUGGGAGGAAGGAAUAAGAGGCUGCCUGUCCACGCGCCUGCCACUCGGACGCCACAGCCAGAGGACUGGCAGCAGAAGGUGACCAGAAGAAACAAAUAGAUUAUGAACAUCAUAUUCCACAUGACUCAAGAUCUGAUACAUUCAGCACGGAAAUCGAACCUCUGAACUGGGUUUUAACAUUACAGCAUGCAGGUGGCCGAAACUCACACAUGAAUUCAAAGGAAAGUAAGUUAGUCCUGACCCUGGAUGAAGACUGAGCUACAGGAACAGGGACCCCAUCCCCGUCGCCAGACCACGGGGUGUGCUGGCUGUGCCCCUGCCUUCCCUGCUCUGCUUGCCUGCACAUGACCAUGCAGGGCAGAGGGGCCGCCUUGCUCUGCUUCUGUGCUGAGACUUCCCACUGACUGAGAGAGGAGGCAGGCAGAGGGGAGAGCAGGGUGGCAGAUUCUGGGAGCCCUGGGCGACGAGCUGACAGUCCACCCAGGGGGCAUUGCAGAGAAGGGCGUCAGGCAGGAGGCGUGAGCCGCCUCUCUGCUGACCUCCAGAUGUCGGAGCUGGAGAAGGCCAUGGUGACCCUCAUCGACGUCUUCCACCAGUACUCUGGAAGGGAGGGUGACAAGCACAGGCUGCACAAGUCGGAGCUCAAGCAGCUCCUCAAGGACCAGCUCCCGCACUUCCUGGAGGAAAUCAAAGAGGAGGAGGUUGUGGACAAAGUCAUGGAAACACUGGACGAAGACAGCGACGGAGAAUGCGACUUCCAGGAGUUCAUGGCCUUCGUCGCCAUGGUGACCACUGCCUGCCAUGAGUUCUUUGAGCACGAGUGAGCGAGAAGGAGCAGGCAGCAGAGCUGGGCCUGGGGGACGAAGGCCUCACAAGGGGGCAGCAGAGCUUGCAGCGCCAGCUGGGUAGGAAGCCCGGUCUUCGGAGGGGAAAGUUGAGGCUCUUUCCAGCACUGCGUCACUCUUUCUGCUGCACUAGGCUUCGUGUAGGAACCACUGGCAAUAAUCACUUAGGAGAGUCCAUUCACAGCCAGGGCCAGUGCCGCUCAGACCCUAACAGGGAGGAUAGGACCAGCACAGCACCACCUGGCGGCCCCCAGGCUUCCGGUACGUCCCACUGGAAAAGGCUGAAAGGCUGCCCAUCUUCACACCUGUGGUCUCAGUGCAAAUAAAGCCCCCAGCAGUCUGAUGACCUGAGCACACCGUGCCCCCUGCCUAAAAGAGCAAGACCGUGCAGAAAUGGGAAAAUACGUCUCAUAAACCAACAGUACUGGCACUGUCACUCAGAACCAAGAAUCCAAAUCCCACAUUUGGUAAAUUCUCCUUCUGGGUGACACUGCUGGCCUGUGGGCAUGCAUGAGGCAGAACAUGGGCAGGCUGCCUUUCCAGCCAGCUGUGCUGUAGCAGUGUGCUCCUCGCCUGCUCUCGGGUUGAAGGUAGAGUGUGUGGCUGUGGACUGCAGGUGCCCGGGACGUGGGCCUCUUGCUGGAGGUCACUUCUGGUCUGCUCUGCUGGGAGCCUGGCUCACUGCCUGGUGAAGUCUAGUCAGGAGACGUGCAGGUUGAACUCAAUGCUUUUGUAUCUGCACGUUCAAAUACACCAAGUUUCAAAUUCAGGUUAUGAAUAUUCAAGGAAAACUCAAAUUAAUCUCAUCCACCCUACUUCCCAUUUUAUUAAGGGAACAGACUGGGAAAUUCAUAAAUCAACUGCUUGCUUGUAUUUGUGUUAAAUAAAAAAUGCACUGUCCA
This is a messenger RNA of Sciurus carolinensis (gray squirrel), 1863 nucleotides long. It is a transcript of the gene S100b, whose product is annotated as S100 calcium binding protein B. Gene Ontology annotation, cellular component: cytoplasm; nucleus. Gene Ontology annotation, biological process: positive regulation of cell population proliferation; positive regulation of canonical NF-kappaB signal transduction. The coding region runs from base 662 to 940 and encodes 92 amino acids. The transcript is spliced from 4 exons. NCBI's taxonomy places the organism in Eukaryota, Metazoa, Chordata, Mammalia, Rodentia, Sciuridae. The record is from RefSeq and is a predicted model, not a curated record. Gene Ontology annotation, molecular function: calcium ion binding; S100 protein binding; RAGE receptor binding.